AUGAAUGACACCCAGGGCCCAGCCUCAGUCCCUGUGGUCACCACCCAGGUGAAGCAGGGAGCCAGAGCCCAUCCGGGAGGGGGCAGCGGGUGUCCCCACUGUCAAGGGCUCCGGGAGCUCCAGGCCUUCCUCAGCCUGCUGGAGCACAGCCUCCUCCGGGAAUUCCUGUCCAAUGACCCCUGUUUCCAGAUUUCUGAUAAGUACCUGCUCGCCAUGGUGCUGGUCUACUUCCGGCGCGCCCAGCUGCGGCUCAGCGAGUACAAUCUCGAGAAUCUGUUCCUGGCACUCUUCCUCGCCAAUGAUAUGGAGGAGGACCUGAGGCAUGCCAAGUGCGUGAUUUUCCCCUGGGCCCUGGGCAAGGACUGGCAGAGUCGGGUGUCGGAUUUUCUGCACCAGAGGGACCGGCUGUGGGCGCGGAUGGACUUCAGGGCUGCUGUGAGCCGCCAGUGCUGUGAGGAGGUCAUUGCCAAAGACCCCUCCCACUGGGCCUGGACUCGCAUGCGGAGACCCCAUCAUGGGGGUGUCCAGCGGGAUGACCUCGAAGCCAGAAUCCCCCUGCCCCGGGGCCCUGGUCUCUCACCCCCACAAUGUGUCUGCUUCCUCCCGCUGUCGCCCCGGCUGCUCCUGGAGCCAGGCGUCUACAUCCGCUACGUGCUCCCCAAGGCCCCGCCGCCCGGACACUGA
Messenger RNA from Sorex araneus (European shrew), 684 nucleotides. It is a transcript of the gene SPDYC, whose product is annotated as speedy/RINGO cell cycle regulator family member C. Bases 1 to 684 code for a protein of 227 amino acids. Gene Ontology annotation, biological process: positive regulation of cyclin-dependent protein serine/threonine kinase activity. NCBI's taxonomy places the organism in Eukaryota, Metazoa, Chordata, Mammalia, Eulipotyphla, Soricidae. Gene Ontology annotation, molecular function: protein kinase binding. The transcript is spliced from 7 exons. The record is from RefSeq and is a predicted model, not a curated record.